UUUCCUAUUUUUAAUUCUAAAGAAUUUUUAUUUUUUAAACAGAAAAAUGUUAUCAAAUCAUUCUACUCAACAAACUGAAGUUAAAUUAUUAAAAGACGAAAAGUGGAAGGUUAUACAGCAAAAUACUUUUACAAGAUGGGUUAAUAAACAAUUGAAGCAUUCUGCUAACUCUCCACAACUUGAAAAUUUGGCGACAGAUUUCGCUGAUGGCAUUUUUCUCAUCAAACUCGCUGAAGUUCUCUCUGGCAAGGGCUUGCCACGCUUCAACAAGAAGCCAAUUAUGCGCACUCAGAAAUUGGAUAAUGUUUCGCUUGUUUUAAAUUUCUUUCAAAAUCAGGAAAAUAUCAAAAUUGUGAAUAUUGACAGUUCACACAUUGUUGAUCACAAUUUGAAACUUAUUCUUGGACUUGUUUGGACUUUAAUUUUGCAUUAUUCUCUUUCACAUCAACAUUUUACUCCCGCGGACACAUCAACAUCUCCAACAACAAUAACUAAUGGAAGUGAUAAAAAAGAGACUCCAAAACAGCGUCUACUUGCUUGGAUUCAAGGCAAAAUACCUGGGAGACGCGUUGCAAAUUUUACGUCAACGUGGAAUGAUGGAAUCACGUUGGGAGCGUUGGUGGAUGCUUGUACAAACGGAAGUCUUAAUGACUGGAUAAACUGGGAGUCAAGUAACUCGUUGGAGAAUACACAGAAAGCCAUGCAAGCUGCCGAGAGAUUGUUGGGGGUUGAAAAGCUUUUAACCCCAGAGGAGUUGUCAAAUCCAGCAGUCGAUGAAAAAAGUGUAAUGACUUAUUUGGCACAAUUUCCGAAAGCACAGCCUUUAAAGCAGCAACAAAAAUCGUCGUCUUUGUCUAUUUCUGGAAUUGAUCGUCACCAUAUUGUUGGAAUCCCCAGCAACUUUUUUGUUGAAAUUGAAAGAAUUGAAGACGAAAUUGAUGUGGAUAUAACCGAUUAUGAAGGAAAUCGAAUUGAAGUAGAAAUUGCUACUGAUGAAAAUGAUGAUGGAGAAUUUAAAUAUAAAAUUAGUUUUGUUCCGAAAAAUGUUGGAGAACAUAAGAUAAAUUUAUAUUCAAAAGAUUCAAACCAACCAUCAUCACCAUUUUUAGUUGAACAACUUUUAAUAAAAACAAAUCCUUCAAUUAAAGUUGUAGGGCUUGGAGAUACUGCAAAUAUUGGUGAAAAACGUCGAUUUAAAAUUGAGAAUGUGAUUGACUACAAUAGAUUAGAUGUUGCUGUUAUUAAUCCUGAUGGAAUGGAAUGUGUUUUGGAUGCUGGGUCUGAACGUGAUGGGCAAACAGUUACUUGUUGUUAUACUCCAAGAAUUGGGGGAAUUCACACCAUCAAUGUUCUCUUCAAUAAGCAACAUAUCCCAAAUAGCCCAUUUAUUUUGGACGUUUAUGAUCACGAAGAAGAAGAAGAAAUGCUACAAGAAGAAACAUUACACGAAGAAAUUCCAAAAUCUCCUCUUUUAACUAAUAAAUUCGAAAAUGUUGUUGUAUGGGGACGUGGACUUUUGUCUGUUGGGACGAGCGCUAAUGAAGAGCUUUGUGUAUAUGUGGAUAAUUGUGAGGAUGAGGUUAUUGUUAGUGUUAAAAAAGGUGACUUGCUCAUCCUAGUUUCUCGUCAAGAUUUUGAACAGAGACCGUCAGCAGCAUCACAACCUUUUACUGCUAUACACCCGCGACAAUCUUUCGUCUUUACUCCACGUACAAGUGGGAAGUACGAGGUUUCUGUGAAAAGCGCUGCAAGCAGUACACAUUUGGGAAGCAGUCCUUAUAAGAUUGUGGUUGGCCCAAAAAAUAUCUCCAGCAUUCGAGCUGUCGGCCCUGGAUUGGAAGGAGGUGUAGCUGAGGAAAGGGCUGUCUUUUAUGUCGACACACAUGGAAGAGCUAAUUAUUUAGAAUUUUCAAUCGAAGGACCCAGCAAAACGGAGAUUAUUUGCUCUGACAAUGGAGAAGGAACGGCAAUGGUUGAAUACACACCUCAUGUUCCGGGUCGUUACACAAUCAACAUCACCGAGCUUGACACCAAUUCCCAUAUAAAAGAUUCGCCUUUUGUUCUUUGGAUUGAACCAGCAAAUUUACUUCCUUUCAAAAACAUUGCUCACCCAAUUCGAAUCCCAUCAUUUGAAAACAACGAAGGACAAGUUGGCAACCAAUUUAAUUUUAAAAUUCCAAAAGAAAUUGAAGCUGAAACAUUCUACGUUGAAAUCUACGACCCAAAUUUACAAAAAGUCGAUUUUGAUUGUGAAAAUAAACUUGAAGGAAAUUUUUACAGUUUUAUGCCGCAAAAGGAAGGAAAGUACUUGAUUAGUGUCGUCGCCGAUAAAUUAGCUGUUGAAGGGUGGCCUUUUGUUAUUUUUGUUGAUGGCCCUUUUGACCCAAAUAAAAUUUGGCUUAGCGGUCCAGCAUUGAGUCCAACUAUUCAAACACGUCAAAAAACUAAUUUUUCAAUUGAUGUUCACAACAUUCCAAAACCAAAGCAUGUUCAGGUUGUUGUGGUUGGACCAGAAGGGGAACAAGUACCUGUAGAGGUUGAUUUGAAAACUUUGUCUGUCUACAACGCUCGUUAUGAACCGAUGAAUGCUGGAGUCCACAAAAUUUAUUUGACUGUGAAUGACCAGCAAAUAUUUGAAAUUCCUGUGAAUGCUGUUGAAUAUGAUACAGAAGAAAUAUUGGAAGAAGAAAGUGGAGAUGAACAGUUACUUUAUUAUUCGCCGGAAAUGGGUGAUGAAAGGCGUUCUAGAAAGGAGAAACAAUUAAUUUCAAAUGUUGGGGCAAGAGUUGCAAGUGAAAUACCUGAGCCUGUUAUCGGACUUUCUACAGCUAUUGUCUUUACAGCUCCAGGUCAACACAUUUCUGAUUUAUCUGUUCAUGUACACGGACCAAGCGGCGACUUAAAGCAUGACGUAAAGAUGGAGCAAAUUGAAAGAGAGAAAUUCCGAGUCAGCUUUGUACCGCAUCAAAGCGGUUUACAUACAAUUGAAUUAAGAAAUCAGAACGGAGAAAUUUAUGGUUCGCCUUACAAAAUCCCGGUGGCUUUACUUGGUACACAACGUGCUUUUAUGGCGUGGGCUGAUGGUCCAGGAUUGGCUGUAGGCGUAGUUGGACGCCCAAACCCUUUUACCGUUUGGAAUGCUAUGAAUUUGGGAGGUGGGGAAUUGACUGUGUCUAUUGAUGGGCCUGGAAAGGCUGAGGUUGGAACAGUACAACAUCCAAACGAAAGCAAUUAUCAAGUCGAAUACACAGUCCAGUCACCCGGCCUUUACACGAUUAGUGUUCUUUUCAACGAUGCCCCGAUUGGUGGAUCACCUUUUAAAGUCUUUGUCAAACCCCAAACAGUCGAGACGUUAUCAAAAACAUACAGUCCUCCUACCUCGCCAGCAUCUGAACAACAACAUUAUGAUUAUUUGCAAAUUAGUAAUAGAACGGAGAGCUCACCAAAAAGUGCUGAACAAAAUAGUGCUUCUGAAUCUUAUGAUGAUGAUCAUCUUCUUUCGCCUUCUCGGAAUAAAUUUGGACAAGGAGAUUAUAGCAAUUUAAGUUCACCCCGACAAAAUGAAUAUGAAGGGGAUCAUCGUUUGGUACGGGCUAGCGGUGCAGGCUUAUCAAGUUUUACGCCAAGAAAGGCAAAUGAAUUUGUUGUGGAUACGUCUGCGACAGGAAUGAAUGCUUUAUUUGUUGGUGCUGUUACACCACAUGGUCCAACAGAUGAACUUAGUGUUAGUCACAGCGGUGGAGGAAAAUUUGUAGUUAAAUAUACAAUUCCUCAUGAUACUGAAGCAUUAAUUUUUGUUAAAUAUGGAGAUGGUCAAAUUCCUGGAUCUCCUUUUCCUGUUCGUCCUGCACAUGAAAAUGGAGGUGGAAAAGAAUAUAAUGAUCGAAUAUGA
Molecule: messenger RNA, 3892 nt
Organism: Meloidogyne enterolobii
Lineage: Eukaryota; Metazoa; Nematoda; Chromadorea; Rhabditida; Meloidogynidae
Source: the annotation of a GenBank genome assembly